Molecule: messenger RNA, 808 nt
Organism: Trematosphaeria pertusa
Lineage: Eukaryota; Fungi; Ascomycota; Dothideomycetes; Pleosporales; Trematosphaeriaceae
Exons: 2
Coding region: 108-665 (185 amino acids)
Source: RefSeq, a predicted model, not a curated record
CGUGACUGUUGACGCAGUUCGCCACUCGCGCUCUCUCUAUUUCUUCUCUCUUCGAGACCUUCCUUUUUUACUUACAUCACCUUUUUUUCGCUUUCGGAAAAAACAUCAUGAUUUCUUUUUUCGCAAUUACCGUGUUCGCUGCAGCCGGUCUCUGCAGCGCCGGAGCCGUCCCACGACAAGCAAGCAUCACAUGUACUUUCAAAGCCUACGAAGUCCAAGAAUGCGAGCCCUCCUCUACCUCACCAACGACCUUCCUCCAAAUCAACGAGAUUCGCUCCUCGGACCAGCAAAUCCUCGUCGAUGUCCGCGCCCAGCGGCCCAUGAAUGCCUUCAACAGCUACCAACGCCUCAACCGGAACGAACCGUGGGAUGUAGCGAGUCUGGGUAUGGAGAAUGGUGGAAGCACGCUGGUGAUUUCUCUCAACGGGUUGAACGAUACAAUGGAGUUCGUGUAUGGCGCUGCCAUGUGGACGGAAGAUAAUGGUGUCAGCGAAGCGAAAGAGGGGAACGCGGGCUGUGUAGUUGGGGAGUGGUACGACGUUGUGGGCCCUGCUACGAAUUGGGGAUGUAGUGCGCGGGCGAGAGAGGCGAGGAUAGCAUCGAGAAAGCGGAUUCUAGACUGUAGAUUUCCGUGCGGGAGCACGGAGAGGAUGGAGCUGGUAUAAGUUCGUCCAAGUCUGCCCCACGGAUGCAUGCAUCGCGAAGAGAGUGGUCUUUAGUUUCGUCUCGGUUUAGGAGACUGCGCUGAGAGAUCGUCCACCCUCUAGAGGAUAUUUGGACCGAUUGGGACUAGGUGAUGUGUGGCCCU